This is a messenger RNA of Clonostachys rhizophaga, 405 nucleotides long. Lineage: Eukaryota; Fungi; Ascomycota; Sordariomycetes; Hypocreales; Bionectriaceae. The record is from the annotation of a GenBank genome assembly.
AUGCCCAGGCUCAGUGCAGCUGCUCCCAACAGCUAUGCGUACAUGAAUGAGGCCAACAUUGGAGAGAAGAACUGGAAGAAACUCUGUUACGUCCCGAACUACCUGGAGCUAUUGCGUCUCAAGAGAAAAUGGGAUCCAGAGCACCGCCUGUAUGCUGUGACGGGUGUUGGGAGCGAUGAAUGGGGACUCCGGGCGGACGGCCGUCUCUGCAAGGCUACGUUUUCAUUCAUCGUGUUCAUCGGAAAUGUUGCCAUUAUUUUCAGGCUUGGGGGAUUUUUGUACGCUUGGCAUCGUCAUGCGAAUAUUUUGGAAGGGGGGGUUGGAAGAGGAAAAACUGUCUUACCAACGGACGAGCUAUGCAUGACCAACAUGGCCCCGGCGACAACUCGUAUAUCAUUGUACUGA